This is a messenger RNA of Dalotia coriaria, 1277 nucleotides long. Its product is annotated as ubiquitin-conjugating enzyme E2 J2-like. The transcript is spliced from 4 exons. The record is from RefSeq and is a predicted model, not a curated record. The coding region runs from base 262 to 954 and encodes 230 amino acids. NCBI's taxonomy places the organism in Eukaryota, Metazoa, Arthropoda, Insecta, Coleoptera, Staphylinidae.
GACACAAACGUCACAAAUCAUAUGUUAUUAAAACGUACACGCAAGUGUACCACAAAUCGGACCAGAUUUGCCCGAUUUGAGCCGUAAAAAAAAACACGUCGCGCACACCACGCUCGAAAUGCAUAGUUAAACCCCAGCGCGAGUUGCUCCUUCCGACAUGUGGCCCGCGCGCACGUUCUGCGACCGCAUUGCCGCGUAAUUAUUAAUUCCGUGAACGAACAUUCAGCCUGCACGCCGAUCACAUUCCAAUUACAGCGCAAAAUGUCGCGAAACCGCAAGCCGACGAGUGCGACGGUGCGCCUCAAGCAGGAUUACAUGCGGAUGAAUCGCGACCCAGUGCCGUACAUUACCGCUGAACCACUGCCUUCCAACAUUCUAGAAUGGCAUUAUGUAGUUUGUGGACCAGAAAACACCCCAUAUGAAGGUGGUUACUACCAUGGCAAGCUAGUAUUUCCGCGUGAGUUCCCCUUCAAGCCGCCGUCGAUUUAUAUGAUAACGCCCAGUGGCAGAUUCAAGCCCAACACGCGUCUGUGCCUCAGUAUUAGUGAUUUUCACCCAGACAACUGGAAUCCUGCAUGGAGUGUGUCUACAAUUCUCACUGGCCUAUUAAGUUUUAUGAACGAAAAAAGUCCGACGGUUGGAAGUAUAGAAACGACAGACUAUCAAAAACGUCAACUUGCCUACCAAUCACUAGAGUAUAACAUAAAAAACAAUCAGUUUAAAGAGUUAUUCCCUGAAAUUACAACAAUGAUCGAGGAGGAAUUAGCUCAGCGGAAACAGAAUGAACCACCAGCACUGGAUCCAUCGCACACCGCACCAGGCACAAGUGAACAGUCGACAUUACAAAGCUGCGUCGUGAACCUCGUCGUCUUCGUGGUGUUUGCAUGUUUUGCAUUUGUCGUCAAACACGUGAUGGUCGCGUCAGCAGGUAACGCCACCGAGGACGCCAUUUAACUUGUUGCAUAAAGACAGAAAAUAGCAAAAAGAAACGAGAAAUAUUGUGAUAAUCGACUUUGCUCGAGUUACCUAAUGAUGGGAGAAAUAUUACGCAUAUGAAUGAAUAAUAUAAUUGCAUGAGGGGCGGCCACCGCGCAUGGUAAACAAAUAUUUUAAAGGGCAAACACGACUUUUCUAAAGAGUCGCUAAUAUAAGAUUUUAAACCAAGAAAUGAACUUGUACAAAGUUGUAAAAAGUGUGCAUGCUGAGCAUGAUCAGAUGGGGUAAAACAAUAUGUAUAUUCAUGUAAAAAAUAUUAAAAAAAACACUUGGAAACACAA